Molecule: messenger RNA, 444 nt
Organism: Closterium sp. Yama58-4
Lineage: Eukaryota; Viridiplantae; Streptophyta; Zygnematophyceae; Desmidiales; Closteriaceae
Source: the annotation of a GenBank genome assembly
AUGGCUCGGGCGUCGGGUGGAGACGGGGCAGGAGAGGGAGCCUUAGGAGGGGUGUUUUUAUUGGGUGAAGGAGGAGUGGGAAGAGAGGUGUUUCAACCGACCCCUCCUGGGGGUGUGAUGCUUCUCAAUGACUUGUUGCCUGCUACAUCUCAUGGCAGCUCGCUCAAUCUGCAAGACGCCGCCUCUGCGGGAGGGAAAAACCUGGGAGUGGAAGAGGCAGGAGAGGAACCCAGAGUGUUACUCUCGCAUGCAGCCACGACCACUGCAGAGCGGUGCCUUGAGCUGCUGCAGCAGCCACUCACUCCCUUGGCAAUGUCGGAGUUCCAGUUUCAACCUCAGCUCUCCAAGGCCGUUGACUUCUCACUUCCGGACUCCUUACCACUUCCUUUUGGUUCAUCAGCUGAGGAUUCUCCUGGUUUCCUCGGUGGACUCGAUAAGUCAUAG